UACAUUCCUAAAGAACUCCCAAUUCCCCACAUCACAUAUAAAUAAAUCCCCCCAUUUCCUCACUCUCCAAAGUCCUUUCUUUCACCAAAUUCCCAAAAACACAUUAUUAUCCAAAAACAUCUAUCCUUUCCUGUUCCUUCUUCACUAAAAUCGCCAUAUCUCAAAAGGGUCCGCCGGAAAGGUGGAAAUUUGAUAAGGGUAUCUGGCGAUCGGAAAAAUGAUGAAGAUUCCGGCGAGAUUUCAAAGGAUUGCAACGGCGUUUGAGGAGAGCAGCGGCAGCGAGCACUCACCGGUGGUAGAGAGUUGCACUGACUUAUCGGACCUUGUGAAGUCGUUUAUGGAGAGAGAAUAUUAUUGCGAAGCCGGAGAUGUUUUUGCGGAUGACGGUGGCAGUUCGGCGGAGAAAACGGAAGAUGGCGUCGGUGAGUGGUCGUUGUCGGAGGCCGUGGGGAAGCUGAGGUGGCUGAUUAACGGCCGAGAAAGUGAUCAGGAAAUCCGCCGGAAAAUUGAGGCUGAGGCUGAGUUGGCUUGCCGGCUGCUUGGGGAGAAGCCUUCUUCUCCCGGAUUUAAACGUAAACUGAUGACUCAUUUCCGGAAAAAUGGCUUUGAUUCCGGCCUGUGCAAAACCAAAUGGGAAAAAUUUGGACAAUAUCCAGCUGGAGUUUAUGAAUAUAUGGACAUAAAUGUCGACGAAAAUCGCUACAUUGUCGAAGUUUUUCUCGUCGGAGAGUUCGAAAUUGCUCGGCCGACAAGUCAAUACGUGUCACUUCUAAAAGCUUUCCCUCAAAUAUAUGUUGGGAAAGUAGAAGAGCUGAAGAAGAUAGUGAAAGUGAUGUGUAGAGCCAUGAGAGAGUCAAUAAAAAGCAAAGAUAUGCACAUUCCACCAUGGAGGAGAAAUGGGUAUAUGCAAGCUAAAUGGUUUGGUUCAUGCAAAAGAACAACAAAUGAAUUGCCCGCCAAGGGGCCAUUACUGAAAUUAGCUCAAAAUCAAAGCCCUCUGGCAGCAAAGAAAUCACUAGGCUUUGAAGCUAAUUUGCCUCUCAAAACUUACCAUUGCAGAGGGGAAUUUGGUAGAAGAAAUAAUAAUAACGGGCUCAAAGUUGGCCAUUUGAGUGCUGCUUUUGAUGGUCAAGGGAUCGGGAUGUAAUUAGUCAUAAAUAUAUAUAGAACUAGCUGCAUGUAAUUGGUUGUUGUGAUGUUUUAGGGUUUGUUCAAGGAGAUUGGGACAAGGGCUUGAGAGGUAAAAUUCUUUAAUUUGGGGAAAAUUUUGGGAUGGGUUUUGAUUAUUCAGUUGCUGAGGUUAAUAAUGUAAAUAAAACCAAAUUAAAGCACCACAGCAAAAUUUUGUAAAACU
Molecule: messenger RNA, 1354 nt
Organism: Benincasa hispida (wax gourd)
Lineage: Eukaryota; Viridiplantae; Streptophyta; Magnoliopsida; Cucurbitales; Cucurbitaceae
Source: RefSeq, a predicted model, not a curated record